Molecule: messenger RNA, 699 nt
Organism: Ostreococcus lucimarinus CCE9901
Lineage: Eukaryota; Viridiplantae; Chlorophyta; Mamiellophyceae; Mamiellales; Bathycoccaceae
Exons: 2
Coding region: 1-699 (232 amino acids)
Biological process (GO): ribosomal large subunit biogenesis; rRNA processing
Cellular component (GO): nuclear periphery; preribosome, large subunit precursor; nucleolus
Source: RefSeq, a predicted model, not a curated record
AUGGAUUCGGACGACGAACUCGAGCGCGAGAUGGCGGCGCUGGAAUCGGUGAAACGCGAGCGCGCGGGCGCGCGGGACGGCGCGACGGCGAGGAAGAGUUACGCGAACAAUGAAAAGGGGUUGGAGGCGAGCCUGGAAGAUUUUAAAUGGACGCAUAAGGCGAAAUGGAUCGAUCACAUGACGAUCACGGGGACGAAUGCGGAGCGCGUGGUGGAUGUGAACGACGACUUGACGAGGGAAACGUUUUUUUACGAGCGAGCGUUGGAGAGCGCGAACGAGUGCGUGCGACGGUUGAAAGAUCUCGGAGUUCCCGUGCGAAGACCGGAUGAUUACUACGCUGAAAUGGUGAAGAGCGAUGAGCACAUGAAGCGCGUGCGAAGUGAGUUAUUGUUCGAGCAACAACAGUUGGAGAUUCGCGAGGAGCGCAGGAAAGCGCGCGAAUCGAAAAAGUACGGUAAACAAGUGCAAGCCGAGAAGAUCAAGCAACGAACGCUCGACAAGAAAUCGCAAAUUAAAAGUUUGGAUAAGUGGAGGAAGCAGCGCCAGAAGAGUGGGUUCGCGGACGACGGCAAGGCGCCGUUCGAGGGCGCGGGUGGCGACGCCAAGCGCAAGCGCGAGGAUCGGGAUUCCAAAUACGGCUUCGGUGGACGUAAAAAGGUACGUGCGAUGCUCUCGUCGAAACGCGCGCGAAGAUGUUAG